Molecule: messenger RNA, 261 nt
Organism: Lachancea fermentati
Lineage: Eukaryota; Fungi; Ascomycota; Saccharomycetes; Saccharomycetales; Saccharomycetaceae
Source: the annotation of a GenBank genome assembly
AUGGUCUCUCAAUUAUUCCAAGAAAAAGCCGAGGCUGUUAACAACCUAUCCACCACCCCCUCCAAUGACGAGUUGCUUGAGCUCUACGGUCUGUACAAGCAGGCCACCGUCGGAGACAACAACAAGGAACGCCCAGGCAUGUUCAACUUGAAGGACAAGUACAAGUGGGACGCGUGGGAAAAGCUCAAGGGCAUGACCCAGGAGGAAGCCGAGCAAAAGUACAUCGAAUACGUGGACCAAUUGCAGGCCAAGUACGCGUAA